AUGAAUUCUGCGGUACUGGUGGUUUUGCUGUUAGUGAGGCUAUGCUCGGCGACUCUGAGCUACCCAUUUGAAGAAUCGCUUGAGUUCAAGCCGCUGAAGAGCAACAAUCUGCUUGCGUCGUUCAAUUUCAAACUCAACUCGUCAGAGUUCCAACUGUACCAGCCAAAAGGUGAGACUUUGCACUACUCGGUGUUUUCCAAGCUUUUGGGCCCAAUUUUGCAGGAAACCAACACCAGAGAACUACACUUGCGCUUCAGCCAGGGAUGGUACGACGCAGAGGUGUACGGAGAACUACCGGCCAAGGGUGGUCAGAGUGGGGGCACCGGUGUCGAACUAUGGUCCGUGAUUGAGGGCACCGACGACGAAUCGGUAUUCCACGAUUGGAUCAGGCUCGUAAACUCGCUCUCCGGGUUGUUUUGCGCCUCGUUGAACUUUAUCGACUCCGAUUCCACAACGUAUCCGGUGACGGUGUUCCAGCCCAAAUCUCAGUUGCUCCAGCAGAACUCGCUAGAGAACGACUUGUACCUGUUACGCAGUGCUCUACCAAGAGAACCCGUCUGCACAGAGAACCUUACGCCGUUCUUGAAACUGCUCCCGACAAAGGGAAAGGCCGGUAUUUCGUCGCUUUUAACCGGCCAUAAGGUUUUCAACUCGCAAUGGUCGUCGAUGUCCAUCGAUAUCACCACUCACUGCUCGGAAACAGGCUGCCAUUACGAAAUGGACCAGUCCAUCAAACUGAUCCUCAACGUCCCAUUGGCUUUGGAGAGAAACGAGAUGCCUAUUCCUAAACCUACUCCCGGCUCCAAGCUUAAAUGCGAUCCAUCAAAGUUCUUUGACGCAUACCACUGUUUCCCGCUGGAUGAGGUUUCUGAACUGGACUACUCGUUGUUGGACUUGUUUGGAAAGCAGAUACAAGGAGGGGCUCUGAUUUCAAACACUCCAACUAAAGUGUGUGCCGACAUCAAUAAAAAAGCAUGGAACAUAGACGUCAACUCCAGUACCAAUGUGGACCUACACGACGAGAACGGUAAGACGUGUUUCACCAUCACGGAUUCAGAGAACUACAACAUUCACUUCAAGUCGUCCAACACCUCGGAAAUAGCACCGCUUCCUGCUCCUCCAAUCUAUGCUUCUCGGUCGCUGUCUGGCUACUCCCAAGAUUCAGGAGGGUUCAGAAUCGAUCUGACUAACCCAACCGACGAGGAUUCCAAGAUCAUCAUCUUUGAAUCCACUCCGUGGUUCGUGCGGAUAUACCUCCAUACCCUGACCAUCACCGUCAACUCAACCAACACAUACACUGUUGACGAUCCGGAGUUCGAUACACUGCUGAACGGAAUCAUCUACAACCCAGCCAUUGACCGUAAGAAGCCAUCGCAUCUCGAGCUGUUAGUGACCAUCCCAGCACAUACAAAAGUCAAGUUGGCAUUGCAGUUCGACAAGUCGAUGCUUCUGUACGCAGAGUAUCCACCAGAUGCCAACCACGGGUUCGAGAUUGAGCCGGCGGUGAUCUCUGUGCUUGAUAAAGAUACCAACGAUGUUGUCUACCAAAUGAGAACCACCACUGCACUGCUGACCUUGCCAACACCCGACUUCUCCAUGCCGUACAACGUCAUCAUCUUGACAUCAACGGUGAUGUCCCUUGCAUUUGGAGCGAUCUUCAACCUACUAAUCAAAAGAACGGUUACAGAGGAAGAAGCCGAAAGAAAGGCCAAGUCUGCAUCUUCGAAAAUCCGCGAUAGACUAAAGCAACGUGUGCAAUCCGUCAAAAAUGUGUUCAAACGCUAA
Ogataea philodendri is the source of this 1785-nucleotide messenger RNA. RefSeq lists its product as uncharacterized. Gene Ontology annotation, biological process: attachment of GPI anchor to protein. The record is from RefSeq and is a predicted model, not a curated record. Bases 1 to 1785 code for a protein of 594 amino acids. The transcript has a single exon. Gene Ontology annotation, cellular component: GPI-anchor transamidase complex. NCBI's taxonomy places the organism in Eukaryota, Fungi, Ascomycota, Pichiomycetes, Pichiales, Pichiaceae.